Camellia sinensis is the source of this 831-nucleotide messenger RNA. The record is from RefSeq and is a predicted model, not a curated record. Lineage: Eukaryota; Viridiplantae; Streptophyta; Magnoliopsida; Ericales; Theaceae.
AUGGUAGUAGUAGCUGGCAGUAGUGGUAAAGGGGUGGUAAGAGAUGAUGGUUGGUGGUUGGUGGUGUGGUGGUGGAGCGAAGGGAGAUUAGGUGGUGACAAGUUGUGUACUGGUAGAGUAGAUGAAGUGGCAGAUGGUGAAAGAGAGGUAAUGACGGGGCUCUACACUCUGCAUCAAACCCAGCUAGGGGAUUGUAUUGAUUGUCCUUUUUUCUACAUUGGGGUCACAAAAAGAAGGAAAUGCUCUGUGGGUUUGGAGAAGGUGAGAUGGGUAACAUCCUUGGUAUUCCAUGAAGUAACAGGUACCAAACUUGUCGUUUUGACUGGAGCUGUAAUAAGCGUAGAAUGUGGAAUUCCUGAUUCUAGAAGCCCAAAUGGAGCUUACAGUUCUGGCUUCAGACCAAUUACCCACAAGGAGUUUCUUUGUUUAACCCGGGCCAGAAAGCGGUAUUGGGCGAAGAUCUAUGCAGGAUGGAGACGCUUCACUGCAGCACAGCCUGGUCCAACUCAUAUUGCUUUGUCAUCUCUUGAAAAAACCAGCUGGAUAAAUUUCAUGAUUACACAAAAUGUUGACAGGUUACACCAUUCUGCUGGUAGCAACCCACUUGAAUUACAUGGAACUAUCUAUAACGUAGUUUGUAUAGAUUACAGUUUUUGUUGCUACCGUCAAUUGUUUGAAGAUCAAUUGAAGGCCCUGAAUCCAAAGGUUAGUCUCUUGAUGUAUAACUUAUUGAUUCAGAAUAAUGACUAUAUAAUGUAUUUCCUUGAUACCAUAUGUUACAUUACAGUAUUUAUCUAUCAGAGCUCAAGAAGAUUUGUCAUGGAGUUUUGA